UUUUCGACUCAAUCCCCCAUAUGCCAAAAUUUUGAAGCAGCCGCAUUCUUUUACCAGAUUUUCUUUAUGUUAUUUAUUAUGUCAUCACUAUAUAACCAAAAAUUUCAUUCUCCAUUCUUCUCUCAUCAAAAAAUUAAGUCCAUCUUCUUCCUUCCAACUUCAAAACUUUUCUGACCUUAAAUUGUUUGCAUCCCUUUUUUGUUGUUGCAAGUUGUAGAAAAUGGAAGAAAUAGAGAUACCCCAGUUUUUCUUAUGCCCUAUUUCUCUUCAAAUCAUGAAAGAUCCAGUCACAACUAUAACGGGUAUAACGUAUGAUCGGGAAAGCAUUGAACAAUGGCUAAGGACUUCCGACCAAGAUUCGCCGGCGUAUUGCCCGAUCACGAAGCAGAUUCUUCCUAAGGAUUCAGAUCUAACACCCAAUGUUAUGCUGAGAAGGUUGAUCCAAGCAUGGUGCACGACAAACGCUGAGUAUGGAAUCGAUCGGAUUCCGACCCCGAAAUCGCCUCUUAGUAAGUCUUAUCUCUAUAAACUCAUUCGUGAUAUCCGAGUCGAAGGUUUAUGUGUCGGUGCUUUGAAGAAAUUGUUUGAACUUGCCAAUGAGAAUGUUAAGUGGAAUAGAAGGUGCAUGGUGGAAGCUGGCUUGAUCAAGGUGUUGGUUUUGUUGAUCGUAAAGUGUUUUAAAGAAAACAAAACCAAUGGCAUUGAACAAGCCUUGAAGUUACUCUAUUUGAUUUGGAAUCCCUCGGCCGAAAACAAGGAAAUAUUCGCCGGAAAUUAUGAGUUCGUCGAAGCAUUGACUUGGGUUUUGAGGAUUGAGAAAAUUGAGAAUCAUGAUGUGGUUAGAACUCAUGCAUUGAAGAUCUUGAAAAUGAUUGGGGAAGUAGCGAGCUCUGGCCUAAUGUCGCAACUAAAGCCCGAGUUCUUCGGGGUCGUGACUAGGGUUUUACGCGGUGAUCACAAACUUCCCCAACAAGCUAUCAAAGCUGCAUUGCAUGUUUUGAUCAAAUUAUGUCCUUGGGGGAAUAACAGAAUGAAGAUCAUUGACUCGGGGGCGGUUUUUGACUUAAUCGAGCUCGAGUUAAGGCAACCCGAGAAGCGAACUUCUGAGCUCAUCUUCUCUCUUCUAGCACAACUGUGUAGUUGUGCCGAUGGGAGAGCGCAGUUGUUGAUGCAUCGUGCCGGAAUCGCAAUGGUUUCCAAGAGGCUUUUAAGGAAUACGCCGGCAACCGACGAGAGUUGCAUGCACAUAUUUGGGCAGAUUACUAGGUUUUCGGCCACCGAUGAAGUUUUGAUUGAGAUGUUGAGAGUUGGAGCAGUUUCUAAGCUUUGCAUGGUGCUUCAAGCAAAUUGUGAAGCACAUUUGAAAAAGAAUGCAAGAGAUAUGCUUAGGAUGCAUUCCAAAGUUUGGAGUAACUCUCCUUGUAUACAAGUCUAUUUGCUAACAAGGUAUAAUAGGUAACUCAAACACCCCCCCGCCCCCUCCCCCAAAAAAAAGACACAGAAAAAGAAAAGAAAAUUGAAAUUAUAUGUUUUGUCAAAUGUAGAUAUGAUUGUAAGAUGGAAUUUGUUGUGAACUGUUAUCAUAUACAUUUUAUACGAGGGGAGACCAGAAUAUGGCCACUCCCAAUAUAGAAAGAACAAUGUUUUUUUCCCAAACAUAGUCAAAACAUUUUUAACACUC
Messenger RNA from Oldenlandia corymbosa var. corymbosa, 1681 nucleotides. The record is from the annotation of a GenBank genome assembly. NCBI's taxonomy places the organism in Eukaryota, Viridiplantae, Streptophyta, Magnoliopsida, Gentianales, Rubiaceae.